Molecule: messenger RNA, 1503 nt
Organism: Rhizophagus irregularis DAOM 181602=DAOM 197198
Lineage: Eukaryota; Fungi; Glomeromycota; Glomeromycetes; Glomerales; Glomeraceae
Source: RefSeq, a predicted model, not a curated record
CCUUUUAAUAAAUUACAAAAUAUUAAAUGUUUAACAAAAGAUGGUUAUUCAGAUAUUUAUACUGCAGAUUGGAUUGGUGGUUGUUAUAAAGAAUGGGAUAUUAAAAUUCGUCAAUUAAAAAGAGUUGAAAGACCUGGAAUACAAAAUUUAAUUACAAAAGUUGUACUUAAAAAAUUAGAAAAUAUUGAAAGUGCAAAUCAAAGUUGGUUUGAUGAGGCUAAAUCACAUUUAUCUAUAAGCAAUAAACAUUCAGAUAUUGUCAAAUGUUAUGGUUUAACACAAGACAUAUCAAAUAGAAAUUAUAUGCUUGUAAUGGAUAUAAGGGAUAUAGAUUUAAGAAAAUAUUUACAACAGAAUCAUAAUAAACUUAAUUGGAAACAAAAAAUUAAUAUUACUUUUGAAAUAAUUAGAGCACUUUAUGUUAUUCAUAAAGAAAAUUCAAUUCAUAAAAAUUUACAUUCAGGAAAUAUUUUAUAUUCACAACUUAAUAAUCAAUGGUAUAUUAGUGAUCUUGGAUUUUCUGGUCCCGCUAAUAAACCUUCAUCAUGUAUAUAUGGAAAUCUUCCUUAUAUAGCACCUGAGGUUAUUAAAGAAAUUGAUUAUACCUUUAAAUCUGAUAUUUAUAGUAUUGGAAUAUUAAUGUGGGAAAUUUCAUCUGGUCAUCCUCCAUUUAUAAAUUAUGGUCAUAAUUAUAAUCUUGCAAUUAAUAUUAUUAAUGGUAUAAGACCAAAAGUUACUUUAAAAAUUCCUGUAGAAUAUAAAAAUUUAAUGGAACAAUGUUGGGAUGCUAAUCCAUUAAAAAGACCUGAUCUUUUUACACUUAUGAAAAAAAUAAGAGAAAUGAAUUCAUAUUAUCAAGGUAUAACGGAUGAUUCUGUUAAAACAGAAAUGUAUGAUGAUUUAAAAUUAAAUAAAGCAAGUAAUAGUAUAAAUAGUAAAUUAUUUACAAGUAAGAUUUAUCAAUUUGAAAAUUUACCUGAACCAAGGAAUGCAACAGAAGAUGAAAUAAAAGUGUUUUAUAGUAAAUUACAUGAAUAUAAUAAUAAAGAUAACAAUAAGAAUAAUAAAAGCAUAUCAAAGAUUUUUAAGGCCAAAAAUAAAAAGUUAACUAAAAUGCUUAAAAAAUUACAGAAAAAGAAUGACGUUAAUAACGAUGAUAAAAAUAAAUCAAACCCACAAACAAAAGGAUCGGAUUUUGAUGACGACGAUGAUGAAGUAUAUCAUUCUGAAAGACAAGAUGGAUCGGAUUCUCUCGAUGAUAUUUAGAUAUAAACGAAUUUUUUCAUCCCUUAUAUCCCUUAUUAUAAAAUUUUCUUUUUAUUAUUUUUAUUUUAAAAUUAUUUACCCACUCCACUAAGAUUAAAAGUAGCAGGAUUUCUUACAAAUGUCUUAAUUUGUAUUGUAAAUAAUCCAAUUUUAUUCAAUCUAUUUCACAUAUCUGAGACGCACAUACAUAUCUGGAACGCAUUUAUACAUAUCUCAUUAGAGAAUUUUUUUUUAAAC